Cryptomeria japonica (Japanese cedar) is the source of this 840-nucleotide messenger RNA. RefSeq names its product protein LHCP TRANSLOCATION DEFECT. The coding region runs from base 87 to 629 and encodes 180 amino acids. The record is from RefSeq and is a predicted model, not a curated record. Gene Ontology annotation, cellular component: chloroplast stroma; chloroplast envelope. NCBI's taxonomy places the organism in Eukaryota, Viridiplantae, Streptophyta, Pinopsida, Cupressales, Cupressaceae. Gene Ontology annotation, biological process: granum assembly; intracellular protein transport. The transcript has 2 exons.
UUAUCUCACUCACAAGUUCAAUUCUUGUAUAAAGUCAGAGUGUCUUCAAUGUUCAGGUGACUCCAGAUAGGUGAUAAGAAGUGGAUAUGGCUUGUCCUGCUCCCUAUCUCGGCUUGUCUCGUUCAAAUAUUUGCGUCGCUCGAUCCUCUCACAAUAUCAAUGCUUCCCUGCACUUACGACACUACACUUCGUCUUUCUUGGGCCAAAAAACAUUGGGCAGAUGCGACAGCAGUACAGCAGGACUAAGAACUUUGAAGGUGGGCAUGAAGUCUCACUGCAGAAGGGUAACAUGUUGGUUUAAUUUUGGUAAAAGUGCAGAGGGAGCAGGAGUGUAUGGUACCCAGGCAAGAGAAGAUUUUGACCGAGAUGAUGUUGAACAGUAUUUCAAUUAUAUGGGCAUGCUUGCUGUCGAAGGCUCAUAUGACAAGAUGGAAGCUUUAUUGAACAAGAACAUACCCCCUAUAGACAUAUUGCUGCUGCUGGCUGCUUCUGAAGGUGACAAACCAAAGAUAGAAGAAUUAAUGAGAGCUGGAGCUGAUUAUACAGUUACCGAUGUUGAGGGAAGGAAUGCCCUCGAUAGAGCAGCAGAUGAGGAGAUAAAAAAUUUGAUCGCAAAUUUUCCCAAGUGAAAUGUAUAAUUUUACAGCUUUGUAUCAACAUGUUGCUUAGUUAUUUUUAUAUUGAAUUGGUCGAUGUGUGUAUGAGUAACAUGUAGACCUAUGUAAUUGGGUAGAUUACAGUCAAUUACUUCUACUGUUAUGCCUCGAAAAAUAAUCAUUAAAUUGUGACUACAAUAGAAAAUGGUCAUUUGGAAAUUUAUGAUGUUUUUCUUACCAUCAA